AAUUUAUUCGAGUCCACCAACACCACUGCACAAUCCUCUGCUCGUCAACCUUUUGUUUCCAACUUUUUAUCAGCCACCAUGAACACCAAGAUUGGCUCCUUAAGAGUUCCACCAGCUUCUCUACCUGUAUUUCCUGUCCUCUUCAUGAUUGUCCUCGCACCCGUCUACAACCAUAUCAUCGUCCCAUUUUCCAAGGCAGUAACCAAAACCGAAAUGGGUAUCACUCAUUUACAACGAAUUGGGACAGGGCUAGUUCUUUCUAUCGUGGCCAUGGCCGUUGCAGCUCUGGUUGAACUAAAGCGAAAAAGGGUCGCAGUCCAAUCUGGUCUUGUGAACUCCACUGAACCUCUUCCCAUCACAUUCCUUUGGAUCGCUUUGCAAUACUUGUUUUUAGGGUCGGCUGAUCUCUUUAGCUUGGCUGGCAUGAUGGAAUUCUUCUUCACAGAAGCCCCCUUUAGCAUGAGAUCUUUGGCCACAGCUCUGUCAUGGGCCUCAUUAGCAAUGGGGUACUACCUCAGCUCAGUACUCGUAACCUUAGUCAACAAUGUCACUGUUACCUUCCAGCACAAACCAUGGCUCUUUGGUAGCAACUUGAAUCAUUAUCACCUCGAAAGGUUUUACUGGUUAAUGUGCAUAUUAAGUGGACUGAAUUUUUUAAAUUACCUCCUUUGGACUAGGCGCUACCAGUAUAGAUCAACAAAGCCCGACAAUCAGAAGGAAAUUCAACCACUGAAUCAGUCCACAGAGGUCUGAUUGCCCCUGUUAACAUGUAUAGCUGUAAA
This is a messenger RNA of Camellia sinensis, 782 nucleotides long. The record is from RefSeq and is a predicted model, not a curated record. NCBI's taxonomy places the organism in Eukaryota, Viridiplantae, Streptophyta, Magnoliopsida, Ericales, Theaceae.